Molecule: messenger RNA, 1061 nt
Organism: Chara braunii
Lineage: Eukaryota; Viridiplantae; Streptophyta; Charophyceae; Charales; Characeae
Source: the annotation of a GenBank genome assembly
UGGGAGAGGGAUGUCUGAGGGGGUUUGAAAGAGUGUUUGAUGAAGGGGCUGACACAACCUUCGCUAUGGGGUUGUGCUUGUAGGACAUAAUGGCGCAGAAACACAAUGCGAAUUUGUUGAAGAGACACUACACAGACCAUGCGCCCCAUGGUGCGGAUCAGGGCAAGGGGUCGAGGUAUUGGCAGUGCAACUACUGCGAGUGGAGGUUCAUCGGCACUGCAUCGAAACUGAGGGACCAUUUCGAGAGGAAGUGCAACAUAAACUUGGUGGCGAGACUAUUGUCGGCGGAGGAGAGGAUCAGCAGGGAGGCAGCGAUCCGACAGGAAGUCCGUCUGCAUCGAGGGGCUGGAGAAGGACGCAGCGGCCUACUUCAGGACCUUGGACGGUGUCAUCAACGAAAUCGGGCUGAAGUCGGUGGCAGGGUAUGCGUGAAGGCGGGCAAGAUGGUGGAGGUUGUCUACCCGUGGAUCUUCCUUGUCGGUUGCACGGCGCAUGCGUUGGAUUUGGCAUUGGAGGACAUGUGCAAGCGCAUCAGGUGGCCGAAGAGGGUGGUGGAAAACGGAAGCAAGUUGGAAAAAUUCUUCACAAAUGUCGACAAGGUUCGUGUCGUCUAUUGGAAUGCAGGGGCAACAAUGCAAGUCAAGCGACCAGCAGUGAUUCGCUUCACAACACACUUCGAGACGUUGCAGUCGAUAAAGGAUGCAAAGUUCCCACUUCAGCAGUAUGUGGUAGAUCCUGUGUGGAAGGAGAAGUUGGUGAGGCCUGACCAAGUGGCGAACUUCUUGGACAUGACUACCAUCAUUUUGGACACGACUAACUUGUGGCCCUCUGUGGAGAAGGCUCAUGCGGUGAUGGAGCCUGUGGUGGAGUUGUUGUGUCUGGUUGACGGACCCAGCGCGACAAUCGGCAAGGUGUACUUCCGCAUGGACAGCCUUGUGGAACGGAUGCGCAACCUCGAUUGUCUUACGGAGGAUGAGUGAGGCGAGGUGGAGAUUAUAUUGAUGGACCGAUGGGCUUUCCUCACUUCUACUCUCCAUUGCACAGUAGCAUUCCUCGACCCU